AUGGGCUUUUAUAUCCCGCAUCAUGCAGUUUUGGGGAAGUUUCGCGUUGUGUUCAAUGCCUCGGCGAGAACUACAACCGGCGUCUCCCUGAACGAAGUUCAGCUGGUAGGAACGACAAUACAAGAUCCGCUACUUAACAUAAUAUUUCGCUUUCGCCGCUUUCGCAUCGCAUUGUCUGCCGAUGUUGAGAAGAUGUUUCGACAGGUACUUGUUAAACCCGAGCAUAGAGAUUUUCAGCGCAUUAUUUGGAGAGAGUCCCCAACCGAUGACAUCACUAUAUACCGCCUUACAACGGUGACUUAUGGUAUGGCUAGCAGUCCCUACAACGCGGUCCGCGCACUCAACCAAUGCGCAUACGACAACUACAAAGUGGUCGCUGAUAGUCAACAAUCGAUAGCGGCACGCGAUGCGAUCUUGUCGUCUUUUUAUGUCGACGAUUUUCUUACCAGCUGUGACACUGAAGAAAAUGCAACUGAACUUGCAUUCAACGUGACUUCCAUAUUGUCUGAAGGCCACUUCCAUUUGGGUAAAUGGAAUUCCAAUAGUGGUGAAGUAUUAGCACGCUUGAUUGGCAACCGUUCUCCUAACGUAGAGAUGACCAUCGAAUCACCAACAGCAACUGUACUUGGGCUUCGAUGGGAUGCAGCAGCAGAUGAGCUAUUUUUCAAGGUAGAUCUGAAAGAGAGCUUAGGCUUCCUAACGAAGAGACGGGUACUAAGUGCCGUCGCAAAAUUAUUCGACCCUACCGGCAUACUGGCACCAGUUGUUAUUACUGGAAAAAUAUUUAUACAAAAGUUGUGGGCUGCUGGCUUGUCGUGGGACGAACCACUGCCAGAUGAACUUCAAACCACCUGGGUAGCCUUUUACAGCGAACUCGACGUAAUAAACAAAAUCCGGAUUCCGCGAUGGUUAGGUAUGGCUGAAGGAAGAGCUACUACCCUGCUAGGAUUUUGCGAUGCCAGUACGCUCGCGUAUGCAGCUGUAAUAUAUAUUAGAGCCACAGAUGCGGAAGGUCAUUCAGCUGUAUCACUGCUUACGGCUCGUACCAAGGUGGCGCCCCUUAAAGGAGCAACGAUCCCGCGUCUGGAGCUUUGUGCCGCACAUUUGCUCGCUGUUACCCUCGAAAACGUACGUAUUUCCUUCAGAUUAACAGAUACUCCUUAUUACCACUGGUCUGAUUCUCGGAUUGUGUUGUGUUGGCUACGCAAGCCGCCCACUACUCUAAAGCCGUUUGUGUCGAACCGGGUGCAUCAAAUACAUGAGUUAACCUCACCAAACUGUUGGCAUUAUGUAAGAUCAGCUCAGAAUCCGGCAGAUUACGCCAGUAGAGGUAUUCGGGCAUCGCAGCUGCUGGAUCAUCCNCGCAAUGUUACGCUUCGGACGGCGAGCGGCACCAUGACCCGGGCAGUACACAAACUAUGUCGGCUUCUUGAUAGCGAACAUUUCGAGUCCACGGCCUCGACCGGGCAGGAUGUGCAGAAUUCGACUGAUCUGGCCACCACUUAA
This is a messenger RNA of Rhagoletis zephyria (snowberry fruit fly), 1506 nucleotides long. RefSeq lists its product as uncharacterized. The record is from RefSeq and is a predicted model, not a curated record. NCBI's taxonomy places the organism in Eukaryota, Metazoa, Arthropoda, Insecta, Diptera, Tephritidae.